AAAUGCAUGUACGAUAUACAAGUGACUAAUGAAAAAAUUUCAAAUAAUUUACUUAAAUUAUGUAGAAAAUAAACAAAUUACUUAAAUUCAAGUAAUUACUUUUAAAAAAUAAAAAUAAUUUGCUCGAUUGUACCAUACGUGCACUUUUCAAUCCAAUAUAUUACAGACUAUCCCUAAAGGAAAAAAAAAAGAAAAAGAAAAGGCAAAGUUUUAUGUAUGCAUACCGAACUAAACUUCAUGACGUUAUAGCAGAGGAGAGCCAGCAAGCUAAGGAAGCAAGUUUUCACAUGUGAAAAUACCAAAGUUCUCGCACAUGCAAAUAUAUAUACAUAUAGAUGGAAACCUCCAUGGUCAUUGGCCCAUAUAAGACAUCGAUCGCCCUCUCUUAGAUCAAAUUAGCUUAGACCCCUCUUCAGUUGUUAUCUGUCUCUCUUUCAUCAAACUCCAAACAUUUGUUUUCUGCUUGGAAAUCGCGAGAAGAAUAUGGAAGUUCCUGAAAUUCCUGGAUUAAAUUUUCACCCGACCGACGACGAACUUCUUACCUAUUACUUGAAGCAGAGGAUUCUCGACUACUUCCAGGAUCCAACUAGAUCUUUGAAUAGUCAUAUGGUUCCUGACAUCGAGCUUUCCAACAUGCAUCCUAAAGAACUUCCCCGGCAAUUCAAGAGGCUUGCGAAGGUAAAGUCUAAUGGAAGGGAAUGGGUCUUCUUCUGCCUUCGCAAAGAGAAGUAUCGUAAUAGUAGUCGUUCCGAGAGAACCGUUCCCAACAUCGGUUACUGGAAAGUAACUAGUAAGCCCAAAAAAGUAAAAAGUGAAGCUACCCAUAAUGAAAUAGGUAGUAAGAAUAUAUUAACCUUCUACGAGCGGUGUCCUCUCAAUAGAGCCAAGACUGAGUGGAUUUUGCAUGAGUAUCACUUAGAUGCGUCUUCUCUCGGUUACAAUAUUAGAGAGAUGCCCUUUGUUGUUUGCCGCUUGUAUAAUAAAGUCGCCGACAACGACGAAUCAACUUGUUGUGGAGAUGAAUCGAAUGGUAGUGCCACAUUCGAAACUCCUGAAACUACUUAUCGGCUUUCUUCAACUGAGCUUAUAUCUGAAGAAGAAAUGUGGCAAUCGCUCCCUGAAAUUCAGCAUCUGCCUCGCAACUUAUCAAAGUAUGAUAACUUCACCGGCAGGGCCGAACAAGAUAUUUACACCGAUGAAGCCGGUUCAUCUUCUGGUGGGUACUACAUUGGCGGUGGCUUCACCAAUUGUUACUAUCCAUCUAAUAAGGAAACAAACUAUUAUCAACCGUCCCAUAGUGGCUGGGGCUCGCACUACGACUAGCAAAGAAUGAAGAACAUUUAUUUUAUGCCGAGUUCAGGAUUAUCAUUAUGUUGCUCAAUCGUAUGAAACCGAUAACAUAUUUAUUUUACAUAUAUAUUAUAAUGGAUAUAACAUAUAUAUCUAUAUAUAUAUAUAUAUAUCUUAGUAGAGUGGUGUAUGGCGCUAUCGUGAUGUUAUUUAUGAUCGUGUUUUUGGCUA
Molecule: messenger RNA, 1521 nt
Organism: Punica granatum (pomegranate)
Lineage: Eukaryota; Viridiplantae; Streptophyta; Magnoliopsida; Myrtales; Lythraceae
Source: RefSeq, a predicted model, not a curated record